GAGCAGCAGCGUUCGUGUCUGUGACGCUUUGGUUUUUUUGUUGUUUUGUGACGGAGUUUGUUGUAGAAAAAGUUGGUGUCGUCGUGUGAAAAUGUCUAAAGUCCAAAUGCUGAGAGCGUUGGUGAAGCAGCGACUAACUGCGGCUGCUGAAGAGAUAUUUGGGCUGUUUGAAAGAACCAUAGCAGAGUACGAGGAGGAACUUUGUCGUUCUAAAGAGGAGAACCACCGACAGCGACACCUGCUGGACGCCGUCUUUAACCCGGACGUUCACUUACAGGCAGCAGAUGUUCAGCAGGUGUUGAAGGUUAAAGCAGAGGUUCCUCCUGAUCAGCAGGGCUGGAGCUCCAGUCUGGAUCAGGAGGAUCCAGAUCCAACAUAUGUUAAAGAGGAGCAGGAGGAGACAGAUGUCAUCAAGUUCACAUUGACUCAUGUCCAAGUGAAGAGUGAACAUGAAGAGAAACCUCAGUCCUCACAGCUUCAUCGCACACAGACUGAGGAAAGCAGAAACGUGGAGCUGAAAACUGAAUCUGAGGGAGAGGACUGCAGAGGAUCUGAACCAGAAACAAGCUCUGAACCAGAUGUUAAGCGGGUAUUGGCGGAUGAAGAAGAGAUUCAUCUCAAGCAGCAGGACGGGAGCUCCAGGCUGGACCAGGAUGAUCCAGAUCUUCCAUACAUCAAAGAGGAACAGGAGCAGGCAGAUAUUAUCAAGUUCACAUUAAAUCAUAUCCUUGUGAAGAGUGAAGAUGAUGAAGAGAAUCCUCAGUCCUCGCAGCUUCAUCAAAGACAAACUGGGAGAAACAAAGAGACAGAGCCUCGUGGCAGCACCUCAAAUGAGCACAUGAAAAGAGAUGCUGAUGGAGAGGACAGUGGAGGAUCCGAACCCGACACAAACUCACAGCCAGCAGACUGCCUGCUUAAUGAGCCUCAGGAUGCCACAGGAUUUUCAUCUUCUAAUGCUUGGAUCACUUCCAGUUCCAACUUUUGUUCUGCAGAUGUGCAGCAGCCAGCAGUGAAUCCUCCUGGUCAGCAGGAGUGGAGCUCCAGCAUGGACCCAGCUGAUCCAGUUCUUCCACACAUGAAAGAAGAGCAAGAACAAACUUCACUGACGUUCACAUUGACUCAAAACAAUCCUCGGUCGUCACAGCUUCGUCCAAGACAAAUUGAGAAGAGCCGAGAAGCAGAGCCUCAAACCAGCAGCUCAACCAAACACAUGAAAAUGGGAUCUGAUGGAGAGGACUAUGGAGGACCAGACCCAGCCACAGGCUCACAUCAAGGUAGAGGUUUUCAUCUCCAUACUGAUUGUGAGAUUUCAGACUCUUCUACACCUCAGACUGAUGGUGAUGAUGACUGGAAGGACAAAAGGGAACCUCAGUCAGGCUUUAACCUGCAAAAUAACUGUUUUCUCAGUAAUAAUGGGUGUCACGUUGAGAAACUACUAGGUUGCUCUGACUGUAGUGCAAGAUGUUCUCACAAGGACAACCUGAAAACACAGAAUUCAUACGAGAGAAAAAGUUUUCAGUUCCACAUAUUGUAAAAAACAUUUUAAAUGGAGUAAAAAUUGUAGGCAACACAUGAGAGAUAACUCGGAGGAGAAACCAGCAAACUGCAGUGUUUGGGACACAAGAAUCCUUGAUCCAUCUGGGAGCAUAAACAGAAAUCCUAAAUCAGACAGAAACUCAGAUACUGAUCGUCAUUUACAACCAGAAACUGUUGCUAAGACAGGUGAGUUUUCUGAUCCAGAGACCGAUAACAUUGAGGACUGGAAGGACACCAGAGACUCUCAGAUGGGUUUAAAUUCUCUGAAACAUAAUGAAAUGACUGUAGGUGAAAAUAGGAGUGACGAUGGCAGGAAACAGUUUAGCUGCUCAGAGUGCGGGAAACAAUUUGAGGCAAUAUACGGUUUAAGCAUCCACAUGAAAAGUCAUCAGGAAGAAAAACCUUUUGGCUGUUCAAAGUGUAAGAGACAUUUUGCAUAUAUAUCAUCUUUGGUAUUGCACAUGGAAACUCACACAACACAUGAACCCUUUAGCUGCUCAGUUUGUGGUCAAAUAUUUGACAAAAAACACCUUCUGAAGCAACACACAAAAGUGCACAUGGAAAAUAAAGCUUUUAGAUGUUCUGUUUGUGGUAAAGAAUUCAAUCUGAGUUCGUUUGCCAACCAUGUCAGGGCUCAUACUGGGGAGAAACCUUUCAGCUGCUCUGAUUGUAAGAGACAGUUUGCAUAUAAAUCAUCUUUGGAAUUGCACAUGAAAAGACACACAAUGCAGAAACGACUUGGAUACUCAGUUUGUGGUAAAACGUUUCAGCGAAAGUACCUUCUGAAGCAACACGCAGCAGUUCAUGUGGAAAAGGAACCGUUCAGUUUGCAGUGAAGGAUUCAGAAAGAAGGCACAUAUAAAUACUCACAUGAUGACUCACACUGGAGAGAAACUUUGUUACUGCCCCCACUGCAGUAAAAGGUUUAGGGACAAAUCGACCCUGAGAGAGACAUGUAGAGUCCACACAGGAGAAAAACUGAUUAGAUGCAGCCUCUGUGGAAAAAAAUGCAGCAGACGGCAAUAGCUGAAAAAAACAUAAAUGUGUUAAACUGAUGUGAGGUCUUUGUAAACCUGUUUCUUCUUCCUGUCUGUUAAUGACUGCUUCGGGUUCAUAUAAGAAUAAUCCACCUGCUUCCAGGGUGAGGGACACAAGUAUCCACUAAGUCAACAAUAUGGAUCAGAUGCAGAGCAAACUUGGUCUAUUCACUGAGAGUGCCAGUUUGCACCUCACUGUCACAAAUGAGUGAUUGGGGCACUUUUUAUUGAGAUAUGAUGCAAAAUGUACAUCAAAUGGCAUUUCAAUAUUAAAUUCAAAUGUUCACACAAUGAAUGAUAACACUAAAACUGUUGUGGUUGGGUGAAGCCAUUUAUUGUCAAACGGCUGUGGUUCCUCUUUUUAAACCAUAAUGACAACAGAAACUACCCAAAUGACCCUGAUCAAAGGUUUACACCCCCCUGUUCUUAACACAUUGUGUUGCCCCCUUCAACAGUCUUUUGUGGCCAUUGUGGUCGAGGCUCUCUGAUGGUGAAGCUGCCACUCAAUAUUUCUUGGACUUGAUUGACAUCAGUUAUGA
Molecule: messenger RNA, 3112 nt
Organism: Thalassophryne amazonica
Lineage: Eukaryota; Metazoa; Chordata; Actinopteri; Batrachoidiformes; Batrachoididae
Product: gastrula zinc finger protein XlCGF57.1-like
Exons: 5
Coding region: 92-1534 (480 amino acids)
Biological process (GO): regulation of transcription by RNA polymerase II
Molecular function (GO): RNA polymerase II cis-regulatory region sequence-specific DNA binding; DNA-binding transcription factor activity
Source: RefSeq, a predicted model, not a curated record